AUGACCGGGUUGGGUGCCGCGUAUGAUCACGUUGUGUGGUUGUAAGCAAUCUUUCUCGGGUAAUUGUAAUUGUAAACACUUCAGAAAACGUGGUGUACUUGACCCCAGCUAGGAGACUUCACACCAGUGGUGUGUUCGAGAAACAUCCACAAACACAAGAUCACCAUGGCUCAAACCCGACUGGAAAAAAUUGGAACCAUCUUUACGAGGGUAUCAGGCUUGAUUCGGUCAGGCUCGAUGCACAGGGACGAUCGGCCGCUUUGGUAUGACGUCUACGAGGCGUUCCCUCCCCGUCUGGAGCCGCGGUUCGACCGGCCUGUCAAGGCCGUACCAGUCAGGCCGAUUUUCUACCAGGAAGACGCCGUACGAGCCCGGUUCCAGCGCGAGUUCGGCUCGCCGGGCGUGCUGCGUCUGCGCGGCUCGCCGGACGGCCAGCCGGCGAGCGUCUGCGACGAGUUCGUGGAGCGGUGCGACGCGCUGCGCCGCGCCGCGCCCGCCUCGUCCGAGGACGAGCUGUUCGAGGCGGCGGCGGACGCGUUGCGGGCGGAGGGUGUGAAACUGGGGCGCUCCGCGGGUGGCGAGAGCCAGGCCCCGCCGCCGCCGGCGGCACCGGCGCUCCGCGUGGCCGACCUGUUCGAGGAGCAGCGCCCCUCGGGCAGCUGACCGCGCCGCUCAGCCGGCCCGGAGGGGUUCAUCGGGACGACCGCAGGGGCUGGCAAGCAAGAACCGCCUGCCGCGGCGGCUGCAUCGGUCUCGUGGAUUAGCGAUAUCAUUUUGUGUUUGUAAAUAUAAAAACAUGAUGAGUGCAUUUAAGUGUGAUGUAUAUUCUGAAGCCUGUCAUGGCCCAGAUAAUUUGAUUUGUGCUGGAGACUGAUGGUGUUCAGUUUAAUGAUGAGAGGCACUUUUGCUUUCAGUAAAUCCAACAGAAAAAGUGCUGGGGAA
Molecule: messenger RNA, 942 nt
Organism: Pollicipes pollicipes
Lineage: Eukaryota; Metazoa; Arthropoda; Thecostraca; Pollicipedomorpha; Pollicipedidae
Gene: mRpS23
Product: mitochondrial ribosomal protein S23
Exons: 4
Coding region: 166-663 (165 amino acids)
Biological process (GO): translation
Cellular component (GO): ribosome; mitochondrion
Molecular function (GO): structural constituent of ribosome
Source: RefSeq, a predicted model, not a curated record